Messenger RNA from Malus domestica (apple), 1602 nucleotides. RefSeq names its product two-component response regulator ORR26-like. Gene Ontology annotation, biological process: phosphorelay signal transduction system; cytokinin-activated signaling pathway. Gene Ontology annotation, molecular function: DNA binding. Lineage: Eukaryota; Viridiplantae; Streptophyta; Magnoliopsida; Rosales; Rosaceae. The record is from RefSeq and is a predicted model, not a curated record.
AUGAAUGAUGAGAAGGCCGUCCCAGUCGAAUCUAUGAAGAAUUGUAGUCCAGUACCUGAAGCUGUCACUGUUUUGGCUGUUGACGGUGAUUCUGCAUGUCUUACUUUACUAUCAAGAAUGCUUUGUAAGUUGGGGUAUAAAGUUUUGACAGCAAAAAGAGCCUGUGAUGCAUUAUCCAUUGCUCAGAAGAAGGAAAGUGAGCUUCAUCUUGUUCUGACUGAGGUUCACCUGCCGGACAUGGACAAAUAUGAGCUCCUAGAAAGAAUGAGGGCAGUUUCCAAAUUACCAGUUGUUAUUAUGUCUGAUGAUGAUGAUGAGAAUGCCAUGCUAGGUGGGCUGUUCAAAGGGGCAGUAUAUUACAUUGUUAAACCACUCACAAUGGACAGCCUAAAAAACCUAUGGCAAUUUGCAUUCAUCAGCAAUAGAGAUGCAGUCACCACCAACAACAAUAGAGAUGCAGUGAUAGAUCUCACUGCAGAUGACAGCAGUGGUGAGUUCCAACAGGAGUACACAUCAAAUGAGGGUUUGGAGAUUGAAUCGAUUACGAAGAAAGAGAAGCAGAUCAGCCGUCGAAAAUCACUGAAACGGAAAAAUCCAGAAGGGAUGAACAAAGAUAAGGGAGGAGAUAAUUCUGAUUCAACUUGUACCCAAAAGAAGCCAAAGAUGGUUUGGACUAAUGAGCUUCAUAAGAAAUUCGUGCAAGCUGUUACGUUGCUGGGAGUUGAUAGUGCUCAUCCAAAGAAAAUACUUCAGCACAUGAAUGUCCCUGGCCUGUGGAAGGAAAAUGUUUCAAGCCAUUUGCAGAAGUAUCGCCUCUCCUUGAAGCAGGAACAAGAAGAAAUCAUGAUGAGGAAGGCCAGAGAAACUACAGAAUCAAGUUUUCCUACAUCGCCAUUAAACUUUCCAGGAGGUUCUUCAAAUCAGUUUCCGAAGCAAUCACCCUUCACAUCAACAGCAUAUCAACCAGAAAUCAGAAGCCAUUGUCGGAACCCAAGUAGUAACAUGACUAGACCUUCCCCUGGUUCUACUUUUGUAUGUCUUCCUAGUACUCAAUCAAGCAACGAGUCAACUUUUGCAUCAAACCAUUUUUCAUCAAAUUACAAAAAUGGGCAACCAACCCUAAGCAAUCACUUUGGAAAGGUUGCAAGCUAUAUGAACUUCGAUUUCCCAAUAUUGCUGCAUAAUUAUAUACAACAAGAAGAGCAUCAGCAGCAACUUAUUCAACCACGGCUUUUGUUUUCACCACCAUCGCAAAUGCCUUCACCUCUGCCUCCGCCAGAAGAGCAACAAGGAAAUAACAUUUUUGGCAGUGAAAAUCAACUUCAACCACAGGUUCUACUGGCACCACCAUCACUACCACCACCAGCACAGGAGCAAGGUAACCAUGAUGACAUUUUUGGGCUUGGAAAGCAGUUUCAAACAAAUGAUGUGCUACUGUCACCACAAAGGAAAUUGCCUUCACUGGCACCAACACCAGCAACACAGGAGCAGAAGGAAACUGAUAUGUUUGGGAUUGAAAGAGGAGAUAUGGAUGACUUAUUCGACAUUGCAAAAGGCACGACUCAGCAGUUCCAUGAUGUCAAUUUCGAUGAUUUCUGGUGA